CUCACCCUGCUGGCUCCUCCCUCUUCUCACUUCCCCUCAGCUUCUGUGAACUUGCAGGAUUCCUGGCUGCAGUCCUUCCUUCCCACCUGCUACCCAGUGACCUUUCUAAACCAGAAACAUGCCCUGCCUUAAAACUGUCAGAGUUUUAUCCCCUCUGGAUACACUCAAGCUUUGAGUGCAUCACCCACAGCAUGUCAUGGGGUAUCUGGGCUCUGCCAGCUCCUCUCUUCCCAAAUUCAGUGCUCUCACCCCAAGCUUGGAGUGUACACACACACACACACACACACACACACACAGUACUGUUUUUCACCCCCUCCUUUGCUCCUCUGCUGUUCUUGCUGAAGUGUCCAGCUCCGCCCACCUCACUUGGGGAGCUCAGCUUCGGGAUUUCCUCCCCUCCCAGCCUUUCCCUCCCAGGGGAGCUGGAGCACACUCCUCACUGCGAUGAUCAUACUGCAUUUCAUGCUUCCCUUUUCUUCCCUCUCCCCAGCAGGUAAGCUCUUGAAGGUAUGGUGUCUUGUGUGUCUGUAUCUGUCAGCAGCCUCUCCCUUCUUCCGCUCUCCCCUGGCCCAGCAGCCUCACCAGGACAUUCAUUCUGUCUGACAGAGACACCUUCUGACCUGAAACAGUGGGGCCAUAGUAGCUGUGUCCUCAGAGAUGAGGAGCCCUUCCUUCCCUUUCACGUUGCUCUCCAGCUUCCCCGGAUUCGGCUUCUCACAGCUUUGUGUGUGUUUCUCAGGUGUCUGGAAUUUCAUGCUAAGUGAAGGCUGCUUUGGUCUCCUCAGUUCUGUCCUGGACAAUCAGCCUCUACGCUGGAACUGCUGGAUUUCUCUGUAAAAGCAUUUUAUAAACCUCAUUUCUGAUCCUCCCAACAGCCCUGUGAGGUACUGUAAUCUCCAUUUUACUUUUCUUUUUUUUUUUUGAGACGGAGUCUUACUCUGUCGUUUAGGCUGGAGUGCAAUGGCCCGACGAUCUCCACUCACUGCAACCUCCAUCUCCCAGGUUCAAGCGAUUCUCCUGCUUGAGUAGCUCCUGAUUGGUUGAAAUUACAGGUGCCUGCUAGUAUGCCCAGAUAAUUUUCACAUUUUUAGUAGAAACGGGGUUUCUCCAUGUUGGUCAGGCUGGUCUCAAACUCCCGACCUCAGGUGAUCCACCCGCCUCAGCCUCCCAAAGUGCCAGGAUUACAAGCAUAAGCCACCGUGCCCAGCAAACUUUGGUUUGAGUUGGGGUCUCACUAUUUUUUUUUUUAAAAGAUGGGGUUUCACCAUGAUGGCCAGGCUGGUCUUGAACUCCAGGUGAUCCACUCACUUUGGCCUUCCAAAGUGCUAGGAUUACAGGCGUGAGCCACCGCGCCCGGCAGGGUCUCACUCUUGCACCCAGCUGCAGUGCAGUGGUGUGAUCAUAGCUCAGUGCAGUCUCAAAUGCCUUGGCUCAAGUGGUCCUCCUGCCUAAGCUCCUGAAGUAGCUGGAAGUACAGGUACCAGUCACCAUACCUGGCUACAUUUUUUUUUUAGAGAUGGGGUCUUGCUACAUUGCUUAGACUGGUACGUUGGGGAGGGCAUGGCAGAAGGCGGAAGGGGAGUUCUUUGAGGCCAUCGAUGAUAUGGCAGCUCUGGAUAAGGAUUAUGAAGGCGGGGGCGUGGAUUCCGUAGAAGCUGAGGCUGAAUAAGGCAAACAGUGAGGGGAGAGUGCGACAGGCAACCAUCCCUUUGUAUUCCCCAUCAGAAGGAGAGCUAAUUACCUAUUAAAAUGUCUGCAUUGCGAUAUUGUUUUUCUCCUGUGUUGCACUUUGACGGAUUCCUCCUCCAAAUAACCUUCCUUUUCCAAGUGCAUUUCUACGGGAAUAAUUAAAGAUCUGCUUUCUUGCACAAAUUAUUAAGCAUGUCGGUAUGUUUACUCCCCUAAUGGAGUCUUCAAACCACCUGACUGAGGGAAUUAGGAAAAAACGCUUAAUUUUACCUUUUUGUCUUUUCAGACGGAGUCUCACUCUGUCGCCCAGGCUGGAGUGCAGUGACGUGAUCUAGGCUCACUGCAGACUCUGCCUCCCGGGUCCAAGCGAUUCUCCUGCCUCAGCCUCCGGAGUGGCUGGAACUACAGGCGCAUGCCACCACACCCAAUUAUUACUAUUAUUAUUAUUAUUAUUGUAUUUUUAGCAGAGACGGGGUUUCACCAUGUUGGCCAGGAUGGUCUCGAUUUCCUGACCUCGUGAUGCGCCUGCCUCAGCAUCCCAAAAGUCUGAGAUUAACAAGCGUAAGGCACAGCGCCUGGCCUAUUAUUUUACAUUUAAACCUUCUGAAGUCCUUAAAUGGAGUGGCUAUUUUCACUGAGUCUUAGGGGAAGAGGUGAGGGCUCAGGUUAGGCAGCCCGCCGGAUCAUGUGUCCAAGGACUCCGCAGGCUGAGCACUGCAGUUCCUGACGCUACCUUUCCACCCGCAUCCUCAGCUUCUUCCCGACUCCGUCACGCCCCCAAAGUGGCUACAAUGAAACCUCCUGCCCAGCGCACGUCCCCAGUGUAGUCUGGGGCAUUCCUCGCCCUCCCUCAAGUCCCCCGGUACUCGGCAGUGAGUGCAGGCUCUGGUUUCUGUCAGGUUCUCUUGGGCAAGCGUCCCAGGCCCCGUUUUCUUUCUUCAGUCAAGUCUUUCCGAGGCGAGCUGUCGCCCCCGCGGCUUUCGAGGUUCCCAGGGCACCGCCGCCAUCCGCUCCCAGGCCGACCCGUACACUGGGGUCGCUCCAUCGUGCCGGGGUGUUUACAGAGAAGAGUGAGCCCUGAACGGACGAAAGAGGAGCCCACGUGUGUGACAACACUGGUAGUCUGGGAACGGAGACGACGCAGGCGCGACUAGAACUCGCACGCUCGCACCGCUUCCGAAUCCAACUCAAUAGGACUUCGCCCCGCCCCGCCCCGCCCUAAGGGCGGAGCACCGCCGACUUUCCAGUCUCUAUGGUACCAACUUCCGGCGCGCGCCACCCCUCGCGAGACUUCGGCGGCGCAGCAAUGGACAGAUCAUGCCGCGUCACUGCUCCGCCGCCGGCUGCUGCACACGGGACACGCGCGAGACGCGCAGCCGCGGCAUCUCCUUCCACAGACUUCCCAAGAAGGACAACCCGAGGCGAGGCUUGUGGCUGGCCAACUGCCAGCGGCUGGACCCCAGCGGCCAGGGCCUGUGGGACCCAGCAUCCGAGUACAUCUACUUCUGCUCCAAACACUUUGAGGAGAACUGCUUUGAGCUGGUGGGAAUCAGCGGGUAUCACAGGCUAAAGGAGGGAGCAGUCCCCACCAUAUUCGAGUCUUUCUCCAAGUUGCGCCGGACAUCCAAGACCAAGGGGCACAGUUACCCAUCUGGUCCCACUGAAGUCACCCGGCUCAGGCGAUGCAGGAAGCGCUGCUCCGAGGGCCGAGGGCCCACAACUCCAUUUUCUCCACCUCCACCUGCUGAUGUCACCUGCUUUCCUGUGGAAGAGGCCUCAGCACCUGCCACUUUGCCAGCCUCCCCAGCUGGGAGGCUGGAGCCUGGCCUUAGCAGCCCCUUUUCAGACCUUCUGGGCCCCCUGGGUGCCCAGGCAGAUGAAGCAGGCUGCAGUGCCCAGCCUUCACCAGAGCCACAGCCCUCCCCUCUCGAGCCACGGCCAGUCUCCCCCUCAGCCUACAUGCUGCGCCUGCCGCCACCCGCCGGAGCCUACAUCCAGAAUGAACACAGCUACCAGGUGGGCAGCGCCUUGCUCUGGAAGCGGCGAGCUGAGGCAGCUCUUGAUGCCCUCGACAAGGCCCAGCGCCAGCUGCAGGCCUGCAAGCGACGGGAGCAGCGGCUGCGGCUGAGACUGACCAAGCUGCAGCAGGAGCGGGCACGGGAGAAGCGGGCACAGGCAGAUGCCCGCCAGACUCUGAAGGAGCAUGUACAGGACUUUGCCAUGCAGCUGAGCAACAGCAUAGCCUGAGGGAGGGGCCACUGGACUGACCGAGGGGCUGCCUAGCAAGGGUGCAGCCUCCUUCUCCCUCAGAAUCCACCAUAACCACCAGGUGCCAUAAUAAAGUGGAUUCUAGAAGGA
Messenger RNA from Callithrix jacchus (white-tufted-ear marmoset), 4047 nucleotides. It is a transcript of the gene THAP7, whose product is annotated as THAP domain containing 7. Gene Ontology annotation, biological process: regulation of DNA-templated transcription. Gene Ontology annotation, cellular component: nucleus. Lineage: Eukaryota; Metazoa; Chordata; Mammalia; Primates; Cebidae. The record is from RefSeq and is a predicted model, not a curated record.